Molecule: messenger RNA, 1861 nt
Organism: Chaetura pelagica (chimney swift)
Lineage: Eukaryota; Metazoa; Chordata; Aves; Apodiformes; Apodidae
Gene: BIRC2
Product: baculoviral IAP repeat containing 2
Exons: 8
Coding region: 1-1833 (610 amino acids)
Biological process (GO): negative regulation of apoptotic process; positive regulation of protein ubiquitination; regulation of cell cycle
Cellular component (GO): cytoplasm; nucleus
Molecular function (GO): ubiquitin protein ligase activity; cysteine-type endopeptidase inhibitor activity involved in apoptotic process
Source: RefSeq, a predicted model, not a curated record
AUGAACAUAAUGGAAAACAGCCCUUUGUUGGCUAGCAUCAUGAAGCAGAGUGCUCUGUGUGGUGAACUGAAGUAUGACUUGUCCUGUGAACUCUACAGAAUAUCAACAUUUUCUGCUUUCCCCAUUAAUGUGCCAGUGUCAGAACGGAGUCUUGCCCGGGCGGGGUUUUAUUACACUGGUGUGCAAGAUAAAGUGAAGUGCUUCAGCUGUGGCUUGACAUUGGACAGUUGGCAACCAGGAGAUAAUCCUAUGGAGAAACAUAAGCAGCUGUAUCCUAGCUGCAGUUUUGUUCAAAACAUGCUUUCUGCUAACAACAUCGGACUGUCCUCUCAUUCUGCCUUUUCACCUCUGGUUGCAAACAGCUUCUCACCAUCUCUACAUUCCAUAACAUCUCCAAGUUUAGAACAAGUUGGAUAUUUCAGUGGCUCUUUUUCCAGUUUUCCUCAAGACCCAGUAAAUAAUAGGGCAGUGGAAGACCUUACAUUCUUGAGACCUAAACUGCACAAUCCUUCUAUGAGUACAGAAGAUGCUAGACUACGAACUUUCCACUCAUGGCCACUGACAUUUCUCUCGCCCACUGAUCUGGCAAAGGCUGGACUUUAUUACUUGGGGACAGCAGACAAAGUUGCUUGUUUCGCGUGUGGUGGUCAGCUGAGUGACUGGGAACCAAAAGAUAAUGCUAUCUCAGAGCAUCGGAGACACUUUCCAAACUGCCCUUUUGUGGAAAACCUUACCCGUGACCAGUUAAGUUUCAAUGUUUCAAAUGUGAGCAUGCAAACCCAUGAAGCACGUGUUAAAACAUUCAUUAAUUGGCCAACUAGAAUUCCAGUUCAGCCUGAACAGCUUGCAGAUGCUGGCUUCUACUAUGUAGGCCGCAACGAUGAUGUCAAGUGUUUUUGCUGUGAUGGUGGGUUACGGUGCUGGGAAUCUGGAGAUGAUCCAUGGAUUGAACAUGCAAAGUGGUUCCCAAGGUGUGCAUAUCUGCUUCGUGUGAAAGGAGGAGAGUUUGUAAGUCAAAUUCAGGCUAGGUUCCCCCUUCUUCUUGAACAGCUCUUGUCAACCUCUGAUACGACUGUAGAUGAAAACAUUGAUCCCCCAAUUAUUCAUUUUGAACCUGGAGAGAGUCACUCAGAAGAUUCAAUCAUGAUGAACACACCUGUGGUAAAAGCUGCCUUGGAGAUGGGAUUCAGUAGAAGGCUAAUAAAGCAAACAGUGCAAAGUAAAAUCUUGGCCACUGGAGAAAACUACAAGACUGUAAAUGAUCUUGUGUCUGAUCUACUCACUGCUGAAGAUGAGAAGAGGGAAGAGGAGAAAGAGAGACAAUCUGAAGAAGUGGCAUCAGAUGAUUUGUCCUUAAUCCGGAAGAAUCGCAUGGCUUUAUUCCAGCGUUUAACAUGUGUACUUCCAAUCCUUGGGAGUCUACUGUCAGCUAAAGUGAUAACAGAACUCGAGCAUGAUGUUAUUAAGCAAAAGACUCAGACACCACUGCAAGCAAGGGAAUUGAUAGAUACAGUUUUAGUGAAAGGAAAUGAAGCAGCCAGCAUAUUCAGAAGCUGUCUACGAGAUUCUGACCCUGUACUGUACAAAGAUUUAUUUGUGGAGAAGAACAUAAAGUAUGUUCCUACAGAAGAUGUUUCAGGUUUACCUAUGGAAGAACAAUUAAGAAGAUUGCAAGAGGAAAGAACAUGUAAAGUUUGCAUGGACAAAGAAGUUUCUAUUGUUUUUAUUCCAUGUGGUCACUUAGUGGUAUGCAAAGAAUGUGCACCAUCCCUUAGGAAAUGCCCUAUUUGCAGGGGGACCAUAAAGGGCACAGUUCGAACAUUUCUUUCCUAAGGAGGGAAGCUUGCAAAAUGUCUGUUCC